Acanthamoeba castellanii str. Neff is the source of this 3153-nucleotide messenger RNA. RefSeq lists its product as uncharacterized. The record is from RefSeq and is a predicted model, not a curated record. The transcript has 10 exons. Bases 1 to 3153 code for a protein of 1050 amino acids. NCBI's taxonomy places the organism in Eukaryota, Discosea, Longamoebia, Acanthamoebidae.
AUGGCGCGCCUUCUUGCGCUGCACGUGGCUGACAUGCAAAUCAUCGGGCAGCAGGUCUCGCGUCAGCAUCUCGCCCCCGAGGUGCUGGUGAUGGACCCGACGUACCGCUGGCGGCGUGUGAAUUGGUUUGCCCUGGCACAACCCGACGUGGUGCCGCGGCUUUGGCGCUUCACGAACGACCCCGGCUCCGACGAGUCCGAGGCUCUGCUGGACCUGCUGGACGGGACCCGGAAGAUUGCGCAGGGCGGCGGCGGCCUCCAGCUCAGGCGAGAAGCCAACUGGCAGCACCUGGGCCUCGUGGAAGAAGUCUACACCAGGCCCUACACGCUCUGCGAAGAGGACGAGUACAGGGUCACGGCGGGGGACGAGCGUACGCGCAGGGAGCUGAUCCACUACCUCCAGAAGACGAAGCUCUACGAGGAGAGCCUGCUCCAGAUCCGCAAGGUGCGGGAGCAGUGGGCCAUCACCACCCGCGACCACGCCGACGACGCUACGACGGCCGCAGACCAGCAGGUGGCCGCCUCUGCCGCCUCUCCUGCUCGCCUGCGCAAGACCGUUUCGGCGGCGUCCCUCCACCUGUACUCGUCGUCGUCGUCGUCGGCCAACCCUCUGCUGGCCCCCGACCGAGCGCGCGAGGAGCAGGCGCCGCAACUGCCCAUCAUCUACCUUAAGCUCGAGGGGAUGGCCCUCCUGCAGCUCGCCCGCGAGGAAGAGUCGCGCGCCCUCCUGCAGCAGUACAUCGGCAUCCUCCUGCGCCGGGAGGAGACGGAGGGGCAGCUGUCGCUGGCCCACAGCCACGAGAUCGCCACCCUCGCCCUCUACGAAAAGGACCUGCCGCUCGCGCGCAAGUACGCCCUCAAGGCCAUCCACGCCGACAAGACCCACAUCCCCUCCUACAAGACGCUGGUGCGGGUCAUCCAGCAAACCGGGGAGAGCACGCACGCGGAGGAGGAACUGGCGUUCUCCUUCUUCGUGCAGCUGCUGCACGACAGCCGGCAGGCGGAGGACUACUACCGCUACAUGCAGGAGCACUGGCCCCGGGCCUACUUUGCGCUGGCCUACCAGGGCCUCUUCCUCUCCGAGGUCAAGGCCAAGCUCGCCGGCAAGCCCCAGGACCGCGACAUCUGCCUCCGCGAGGCCGAGCACGCCUUCCGCCAGGCCGCGCGCAUCCUCGCCGCCAAGGACAAGCUGGAUGCCAAGGACGGGUGGAUCCUGGGCAGCUUCGCCACGUUCCUCUUCCAGCACCGGUACGCGCCCGGCGAGCUCGGUCGUGAGGCCACCCUCGAGAUCGAGAACCUCUACUGGCGCGCUCUCAGCGCAGAUGCCGACAAUUUGGUGUGGCACGCCAACUUGAGCGGCUUCCUCCUCUCCUGUGGGCGGAGGCGCGAAGGCCUCGACAUGCUCGACGAGCAGGUCAUCCCUCGCCUUUCCGCCGAGGAGGACAAGGACUCGGCCUUGGGGCUGGAGGCCUGGUUCUACGUACUCUGCUAUGCUCCGGAGCGGCGGGGCGAGGCCAUCGACCACCUGCGCGGCUACCUCAACGCCGGCGCCCGUUCCCACGGCUGGGACCUCGCCCUGCACGUGGAGCACGCCAAACGCGAAGGCGACCACGAGGCUGUCAUCACGCAGGACGCGUCGGUGGCGAUGCUGGACAUGUGGCCCCUGUGGAACCCGUCCAUCGUGUGUGGUCCCUCGGCCGCGGCUAAUUCUCCACAGCAGCAGCGGGGGCGGGGCCUUCCCGACGAAGAUCUGCUGGCCACGUACAGUCCGUCCCCGCGCAAGCGCGACGGGCCGCAGUACGUCCGGCGAAAGCGGAAUCACGACGACACGGCGGCGACGUCGGCUUCACAAGACACCGAGCUCGGCGCUGCUGAUGGGCGGCAGCGCAGCCUCAAGCUCCGAUUCAGGCAGCCCAUGCACCGCGACGAGGACGAGGACGAGGAUGACGGGCACACUUCGGUCGUGGCCUUGGGUCCACGCCCGCACGCUGGCGGCAAAGCAAAAAGAGAGGAUGACGAAGAGGAGGAGGAGGAGGCCGAGCGGGAAGAAAGGAAAGGGCCCGAGGCAAAGGCCCACAGGCCACAGACCCAGUCAACAACCGAGGAGAGCGGACGCACCCGAGACAUCCUGUUCUGGAGUGACGAUGACGAUGACGAUGACGAGGACGAAGAGGGCAACGCGCGGGGUGGCGUCGGUGGCUCGAAACCGCUGUCCGCGUCCUACACCAGGAAGAGGCGGCGACCGCACGAAGGCGACAAUGCCGGCGGCGGCGGAAGUGCGGCAGCGGAGCAGCAACGGAAGGGGCUCGCGUUGAAGCGGGGAGCACCACCCUCACCAUCUGCCGCGCCCAAGAAGAGGACCCUUCAGGAAUCCGCGCAGCAGAAGAACACCAACAAGCGGGCGGCCACCAAGACCCGCACCAGUCGCGCACACGCGGAGGAGGAAGAGGAGGGCGACACGCCGCCAUCAUCAUCGUCGUCACCGGUGGCCACCUCCAAGUCCGCGUCCGGCGCGCAGGCAGCCCGCAAGCGCGCGCCAAAGGGUGCGGCCAAGGCGCCGUCCGGCGGCCAGCAGCAGAGAGAACGAAAGGGCAAGAAGGGUCGCGCCGUGGCGACCAGCAUCCUUGACUGUCCUUCACCAACGACCACGACCACCACCAGAGCCAAGUCUCGCCAUCGGGAGGCGCCGACCCAGAGCAAGGAACUGAGCCCCAACAAGGCGCGGCCUACGACGCUGGCUCGCUCGCGCAGCCGGACGCGGCUGGAGAAGGAGGAGGCCGAGGAGGAGCGCAAGACGCGGUGGAUCAACCCUUACGAGCGCAUGGCCGAGGAGAUCGACGAGGAGGCGGCGGCGGCGGCGGCGGGGCACGCAGGGUACGACGACGACGACCCGGAGGACGACCCGUUCGACUUCGACGGGCACCAGAAGCGGCGGGAGAAGGCCCUCCGCCAGGAGCAGGACGAGCUGCUGGCCUUCCUCGGCAAGAAGGCGCUGCCCACGCGCCGCCCUACCGUUGCCGCCCCACGCACCACCGCCGCCGCCGCCAUGAAGACGAAGACGAAGACGCUCGGUACCGCCUCCUCCCGCGGCGGCGGCGGCGGCGGCCGCGAUGUGUUUGACUUCGAUGAUUUCGGCGACGAACACGACGCGUGA